AUGCUUAUCAAGAUGAUUAAUUUUAAUCUUAAUGUACGGGUUCGUAGAAUCCAAUAUGCUAAGGUACAUCGAUGGCAACCGCCGGUUGAUCUCGCAUUUAAACUAUUUUCAAAUGGUUCAUUUGAAGCAACUUCAUUUGGUCCAUGUUGUCCUCAACCAGAUACUGGAAUAUAUAUACCUACGCAAGAUGAACAAUGUCUAUAUUUAAAUAUUUUUACACCAAAACACAAAUCAAAUCAAUCUUUAUUACCAGUUCUUGUUUGGAUUCACGGUGGUGGUCUAAUGACUGGUUGUUCAUCACAAAGUAUUCCUUUAUUAUACAACGGUACAAAUAUAAUAAGAAAUUCACUAGAACAGCCAGUAAUUAUUGUAACAAUCAAUUAUAGACUAGGUAUAUUUGCUGACAUGUAUCUCGUUGAAUUGAUCAAAGAAAAUUCACAUUGGCCAACAGCAGGAAAUUAUAAUUAUUUAGAUAUGUUAUCAGCAUUACAUUGGAUCAAUAUUAAUAUUCGUGAUUAUGGUGGUAAUCCAAACAAUGUUUUAUUGUUUGGAGAAAGUUCGGGAGAAAAAGCUGUUGUUGAUAUAGGUGCAUUAAAAGGAUCUUCUAAUCUCUACCAUCAUAUUAUAUCACAAUCAGCUGGAUUGACUAGUUCGUAUUAUUCAAACAUAAGUUCUGCUUUGCAAAUAUCAAAUAAAAUUGUUGAACAAUUGAACUGUACAAAUCCUAAAAGUGAAUUAAUUCUCCAAUGUUUACGUAAUACUCUAUUAAUGAUUUAA
This is a messenger RNA of Rotaria sp. Silwood2, 777 nucleotides long. Lineage: Eukaryota; Metazoa; Rotifera; Eurotatoria; Philodinida; Philodinidae. The record is from the annotation of a GenBank genome assembly.